AUGUCCGUGCUCAUGAACAAUACAAAGCGAAUCCUAUCGUUCCUACUGCUGCUCGUGUUUAUCCAAGGGACACGCUCAGCCCCCAAUUUUACCAACUGUCUCAUCAACUUCCGAAAUAAUGCCAAUCAGACCCUCGAUUCGUCUGGAUUAGUGGAUGCCAAUGGCGCAAAUAUACCAAACGUGUCGUCAGACAUCUUGAACGCAAUUGGAUUCACCUAUGACACUUGUCUUUCGCAGUGCGGUGAGGGAACAGAGAAGCCCACCUGGGCAAACAUUUCGCAGCAGUUCGGCGCCUGGCUAUUGCCCUACCUUGCGCUCAUUUCUCAGCUGCCUUUCGGUGCAAGACAUAGAGUUGACAAUCUCAUGUCUGCCAUCCUUACAGUCGGUUCACCGGUGCUCGCCGGUUACUCGAUGAUUCUCACCGUCCUCAAUGCUAGGUGGAUCAGCCGUCGGUUCGAGAACGUGUCCUUCCCUAAUACUGGAAACGCCGUCCGCAUCCUCAUAAGCCUUCAACAAUCUCCUCUGAGAAUAACAAAUCAAGACUCGCUCCUCAGCUCUCUCGUUGUCCUGCCGGAGAAUGAUGACUGGUGGCCGACAAUUGCCGAAUUUCUCGACUACACUCACACCUGCUCACUAACGGAUGUCAAUGCUAACAUCUACUCCAACGGCCAAGGGACGGGAUCGGUGUGGUUGUGGCUUAUACCAAUCGUCAUUGGUUGGCUGCAGCUAUCUCCGAAGUGCGACUAUGCACGCCCUACCGAUUAUGGAGUUGUAAAAGCAUCAGACCGUCUCCUGAAAUGCGAGCAGUGUCCAUUGAUAGCAGCAUUCGCAAAGCCUUCGUCUACCGACGAAACUUUAACUCCACCCGUGUAUAACUACGCCAGGGCCAUUUCAUGGUCUCGGUCGGCGGAGGAUGUCCUUGAUGCUUUUCGAAUGGCCUCCAACAAUGCUAGAGCGCACAGACCGGUUAGAAUGGGGCAUAUGUGGAGGAACGCGAGCAGGAGGAAUGUCAUUGAGCCCUGCAACAGGUCCGGAAACCCAUCCGAAGUCGAUGCCUACUGCAGACUUCCCACAUACGCUGUUCGAAGCCGAUGGGCUUCAGGGAUGUUCUCUCGCAUGUUUGUUGCCUCGUUGCUGCCCCUAGCUUUGCAAUGGGCGACAACUGGAGCCGCGGUGCUGGUUGUGUAUUCUACUCCGACUGUGGGUCUUGGCUGUAGAUCCCUCGGUUACAUCCUCUAUGGCGCAAUGGCCACGAUAGUAUGGGCUAUGCUCGUUAUGUCGAGUAUCCUUUCGCACUACUCAUCUUCAUGCUCAAACCAACCGAGGAAUAUUUUCUCAUCUAUGCAUCUCGCAAGGGUACUAUCGAACCUUUUGAGAUGGGGUGGGAAGUUAUUGGCAAUUGUCAAUGCAAUCUGGAUCAUUGCGGCCUCAAUGCUGCAAUUUACGAAUAUCUAUGAUAAUUGUUACUGCAACUCGAGUGUGUUGGGGAGAGGGGUCCGUGAUGCAUACUUCAUCGUGAUAACCGAUGGAUUAGACUUAGGUUACACUAAAGCUGCUUGGUUCGGAGCAUUAGCUUUGACUUGCUGUACCUCUUUGGGUUUCAUUUUCUUCAUGAGUUUAUUGACUGAUCUCGUACCUACGUGA
Molecule: messenger RNA, 1644 nt
Organism: Suillus paluster
Lineage: Eukaryota; Fungi; Basidiomycota; Agaricomycetes; Boletales; Suillaceae
Exons: 5
Coding region: 1-1644 (547 amino acids)
Source: RefSeq, a predicted model, not a curated record